Messenger RNA from Populus nigra (black poplar), 1559 nucleotides. RefSeq names its product patatin-like protein 2. Gene Ontology annotation, biological process: lipid metabolic process. The transcript is spliced from 7 exons. NCBI's taxonomy places the organism in Eukaryota, Viridiplantae, Streptophyta, Magnoliopsida, Malpighiales, Salicaceae. Gene Ontology annotation, molecular function: monoacylglycerol lipase activity; glycerophospholipase activity. The coding region runs from base 114 to 1361 and encodes 415 amino acids. The record is from RefSeq and is a predicted model, not a curated record.
UUAAUUAGAUUUCAGCACUAGCUAUAUACAUCUCCCAAGGCUCUCAGAAAGUUUAAGCUAAACACCUCAAACUCUUCCGCUUCUAGGCUCUCGAUCAGUACUAUUACCUAGCCAUGCCUUUGAAUUCCUCCUCAAUCUCUCAUAUCGAGACUUUAAGAUCACCCAUUCAACCCCCAACUUUUGGAAACCAAAUCACUGUUCUUAGCAUCGAUGGAGGUGGAAUAAGAGGAAUCAUACCAGGAACUAUCCUUGCCUUUUUAGAGUCCGAGCUUCAGAAGCUGGAUGGUGCAGAAGCAAGACUUGCAGACUACUUUGAUGUGAUUUCGGGCACCAGCACUGGUGGCCUCGUGACAGCUAUGCUAGCUACCCCUAAUGAGCAAAACCGCCCUUUAUUUGCCGCCAAAGACAUUAAUGACUUCUACCUUGAGAACUGCCCUAAAAUCUUUCCCCAGGACGGGUCUCCAUUGGCUUCUGCUGGAAAACUGAUCAAGAGUUUGAGAGGACCAAAAUACGAUGGCAAAUUUCUGCAUAGCAUUGUCAAGGAAAAAUUGGGAGAUAAACGCCUGCACCAGACCAUGACAAACAUUGUGAUCCCAACUUUUGACAUCAAGCGCCUUCAGCCAACAAUCUUUUCAAGCUAUCAGGUGAAGAACGACCCAUCCACGGAUGCCCUUUUAUCUGAUAUAUGCAUCGGUACUUCAGCUGCCCCAACCUACCUCCCUGCCCAUUAUUUUGAAACCAAGGACCCGUCAGGCAAAGUUAGAGAGUUCAAUCUGAUUGAUGGUGGUGUGGCAGCAAAUAAUCCAACUUUAGUUGCCGUGAGCGAAGUUUCCAAGGAAAUCACUCGGAAGAAUCCUGACUUCUUCCCCACAGCGCCCAUGGAUUAUGGUCGAUUCCUAGUCCUGUCCUUGGGGACUGGUACGGCAAAAUCUGAAGAAAAGUAUGAUGCAGAUGAAGCAGCCAAGUGGGGUAUCUUGGGAUGGUUGACUAGUGACAAUUCUACUCCAUUAGUGGAUGUGUUUACAGAAGCUAGUGGCGACAUGGUUGAUCUUCAUAUUUCCACUGUUUUCCAAGCCCUCCACUCUGAGGAAAAUUAUCUUCGAAUUCAGGAUGACACGCUGAGCGGAACGCUGUCGUCCGUGGAUGUUGCCACGAAAGAGAAUUUGGAGAAUCUUGUGAAAGUGGGUGAGAAAUUGUUGAAAAAACCAGUAUCAAGGGUGGAUUUAGGCACUGGAGUCUUUACACCUGUUGAUAAGAUGACAAAUGAAGAGGCUCUCAUAAAGAUGGCUAAAUUACUGUCAAGGGAGAAGCAUCUUCGUGAUUCUAGGUCACCAGUUGGAAAAGUUGCUACUUCGAAGUGAAUAUGAUUCAUAAACUAUAUUGUCCAGAAAUAUCAUUAGACGCAAAUUAAUAAAUUUGGAAGAAACAAUAAGGAGAUUAUCUGCAUUAUGUAAUUCUGCUGUUUUUAUUUUUUUAUUGUUACAACAAAUGAAUAAUAUGUAAUUCAUUCCGUCGUUAAAUAUGAAUCAUCGCAGAAUGCUGUUGCACUUUUAAAAAUA